Oncorhynchus tshawytscha (Chinook salmon) is the source of this 3645-nucleotide messenger RNA. RefSeq names its product protein disulfide-isomerase TMX3-like. Gene Ontology annotation, molecular function: protein disulfide isomerase activity. Gene Ontology annotation, biological process: peptidyl-cysteine oxidation. NCBI's taxonomy places the organism in Eukaryota, Metazoa, Chordata, Actinopteri, Salmoniformes, Salmonidae. Gene Ontology annotation, cellular component: endoplasmic reticulum. The transcript is spliced from 16 exons. Bases 127 to 1479 code for a protein of 450 amino acids. The record is from RefSeq and is a predicted model, not a curated record.
GUGGCCUUGUUGCUCAACAAUCUAUGCGCAGCAGACAAACGGCAGCGGAGAAACCGAACCGGAUCAGUGCUUCACUAGUGAAAUCGCUGAUUGAUUAUUUAUUGGAUAAAUCAUUGCGUGAAAAUUAUGGAAAAUAAAAAGUUUGUCGUCUUGUGUACAGUUUCUUUGACGUUUUUGUUGAGUAUAGCUACGGUUUCAGCCUUCGUUGAAGAGCUCGAUGACACGUUUAAAGACACACGAAUGCCUGAUGAGAUAUGGCUUAUACAAUUCUACGCUCCCUGGUGUACCUAUUGCAAGCAGCUGGACCCAGUGUGGUAUGAAAUCGGGGCUGAGCUGAAAAGUAUGGGGUCUCCAGUCAACGUGGGCAAGGUCGACGCCACAGCCCACACCAAUUUUGCAAAAGAGUUUCGAGUUGGAGGCUAUCCUGCUAUAAAGUUGUUGAAGGAUGACUUGAAAUACAACUACAGAGGUCCUAGAACCAAGGAUGGCAUAAUGGAGUUUGCAGACAGAGUAUCUGGACCUGUGGUGAGAGCACUGCCAAGUCAGCAGUUAUUUCAGAAUGUUAUGAGUAGACAUGAUGUUCUCUUUGUAUACGUUGGUGGACCGUCCGACUUGAAGGAGAAGUACAUAUCUGUGGCCAAGGAACUGAUUGUGCAUACUUACUUCUUCUCUGCUGCAAGGAACAUUUUACCCAAGGCAGUUACUCUCCAGGAAUACCCGGCUGUGGCAGUGUUCAAGGAUGGCACUUACUUCCUUUAUGAUGAACAACAUGAUGGGGACCUCGCAUCCUGGAUCAAUAGUGAACGAUUCCUUAAUUACCUCCAGAUUGACAGCUACACUUUGUAUGAAAUGGGAGAUACAAGCAAACUGGUGGCUCUGGCUAUAGUGGAUGAGAGAAACCCUACUGAGGAGAGCAUCCGUUACAAGACCAUGGUGGAAAGAGUGGCCACUGAAUACAAGGACCUCUAUAGCAAAGAAUUCCAGUUUGGUCACAUGGACGGAAACGAGUACAUCAAUGGCCUCAUCAUGGAAGAACUGGCCAUGCCCUCUAUUAUCGUGCUCAACGUGUCUAACGAUGGAUAUUUCCUACCGCCCAACAAAGUGGAGACAAAGGAACAGCUGGUGAAGUUCAUCGAUGGAGUGUCGAAGGGCCGGAUUAAAUCCCAGGGAGGGAAUGGAUACUAUCAAUGCUUUAUAAGGAUAGCGUUCAACACCAAAACGACUGUUACAAAUAUAUUUACCAAUGCGCCCCUUUUGGGUGCCUUCCUCGUCGUUGUUUUCUGCGGCGGCGGAAGUGCCUUGUGUUACGGCCUAUGCAUGGCCUGGCGCUCAAUGAGAAACACAGAGUCGAUGAGAGACACAGAGGACGAGGAACCAAUAACUGGGGAGAGGGUGGAGCAAAAGCAGCUCAAAGGUCCUGGGGAAGACAAGAAGACUGAGACGAAAGCGAAGAAUCCGGCAGAGAAGAAGGCCGAUUAAGUAUGAAGUGGUAUGAAGUAUGACGUUUUUUGAAUUGAAAUGCCCUCGUGGCCAUGUCUCCCUCAUAAAAUACGUAGGCAUUCUGACCUCAAUAGGACUUCCUGGAUAAAUAAAGGUUAAAUAAAAAGUUAACUAAAAUAAACCCCUACCCCUUAGCCCCUCUUGUGUAUAUAAGAAAAUGGGAUAGGUUUAAAUAAGCAAUAUGGUAAUAACUUUAAUUGCCUUCCUAUAGACUGUGUGGCGUUUUCGCCAUAUUGCUUCAACGUACCCUAGGGAGGAGGUACUAGGGGUCAAUUGGCGAUUCAGGCUGAGUAGUUAUCCUGAGUAUGUUCAGCGAUACUUGAAUUUCUACGUCAUUAAUCAUUUUCUAAGAAGUUAUUGGGGUUUUGUUGCAUCACUCCAAACUCUUUUAUUUAUUUGAUUUGGACUUUUUUUUAUCAUAUAUAUUUUUAUUUGAAACAUUCAUUAAUGAAUUAAUGUCAAUUCAAUGUUGUUGAAGACAUUGAAUUGUAGGGCCUAUAUAAACCGGAAAUGUCUUUACAGUGGGUUACAGGAGACGAAUUCAGUGAAAAUGUUCUAUUUUGUUCCACUGUGGUGUUAGUUUUUUAGCACCAUCAAUAAACCCAGCAAACAAUUCUAGGUAGAGAACAUUUUUGUGAUGUUACUUGUCAUGUUCUCCUGAUUGUAUCCAGUUUGUGCCCACUUUUCUGUUAGUUAGGGGAACAUUCUAUGUAUGCUAGCAAAAAUUCCUGAGAACCUAUUUAGCAUGUUUUGGCGUUACAGAUUAAAUGUGAUGCCAUGUUCUCAGAAAAUCCUAUAUUAAAGAGCAAUUUCACUUUUCAACUUAAUUUUAAUUAUCUAGCACAAUACCAGCGACUACAUAUGUGAAAAGGGAGCAUUUCUACAUUUUGUAGAAAGAAAUAUAAAGUUAACAAGUUCUACACGAUAAUAUCAUCAAAACAGUGAUUUUCAAACACUAUGAAAUUCGUGGGUAGCAAGAAUUGGGGGAGCAAGAAAAUAUUGGCUAGAAACUUGUUGCAAGUUUUGAAAACCACUUUUAAUCCUACCCUGUGAUGUCACAGAGAAGCGUUUUUUUAACGUCCUUUUCUUUUUAACCACAGAUCAUAGAAAUGUGCAGUUUUCGUAUUACGUAGACACCGGUAUGGUGCUGGAGAUAAUGAAUAUGAGGCUGAAAGUGGUGGAAUUGCCCAUUAAUGUUCUAGACACAUUUCAUUGGAACUUUCCCAAGUCCAGUUUUCUGAGGGUUAGGAGAAUAUUCCAUCAAAGUCCCACCAAACAUACACAGAACAUGGUUGCCAUGACUGUUCUCAGAAUAUAGAUAUUAAUCCAGGCCACCAAAGCUUUUAAUUGAGUGGCCCAAAAGUAAUUUUUUAAAUUGGGUAAGCCCAGGCCACCUUUGUCUUUGGGUUUUAAAAGAAAGCACUUUGAGUCUCGCUCUAGGUCUCUUGUUUUGCCAUAUGAAUUUGGAAAUAAGCUUAUGAAACAGCUUGAAGGUAGACACAGGGACUAGAAUGGGUAAUGCAUGAAAUGGAAUGAGCAAUCUGGGCAACAUAUUCAUUCUUACCAUUUCCACCCUACCAAUUAAAGAAAGUGGCAGAUCUUCCCAAAUCUGUCUUAAUCUGUGAGAUCAGUUUAGUAUAGUUUCCUGAGUAAAGCUGUGAUGCGCAGGGUGUUAGAAAAUAAUAUGCAAAUAUCUAAACCCUUGUCUAGACCAAUGAAAGGACACAUCUUUAUUCAACUGAGAGGGCCAAUUUCCUGAAAUCAUCAUAGCUUCUGACUUUGCUUCACUGACUUUAUACCUAGGCUGUUCUUCAAAGCACCUCAAACCGUGGAAGAGUUUAGGGAUAGAGGAUAAAGGGAUUUUUUAAAUACAGCAAAAUAUCAUAUGCAAAGAGGGAUAUCUUGUGUGUCACACCUUCAUCCACUAUACCUUAAAUUUGUGGGUUCAUCAUCAUUUCUGCCAGUGGCUCAAUAUUUAGAGAAAAUUAUGCUAGUUUCUUUUUUCAGCCUGAAGAAUUGUGAGCUGUAACCUUUCAAUGGCCUGAAUCCCAUACUCAAUAGUGUUUGUUUUAGGUAUAACCAAUCAACUAUAAUGCACAAAAUCCAUUUAAGCUGAGAUGUAUUAAAUGUUUGUUGUCUACCCUU